GUUUGAAAGAAACUUUUGGACUGUGAAUUGAGGCAUUGGACUCGAGAUGGCCUCACCGGCAGACAGCUGCAUCCAGUUCACCCGCCACGCAAGCGAUGUCCUCCUCAAUCUCAACCGCCUUAGAAGCCGGGAUAUUCUGACUGAUGUGGUCAUCAUUGUGAACCGGGAGCAGUUCAGAGCCCACAAAACAGUCCUGAUGGCCUGCAGUGGCCUCUUCUACAGCAUCUUCACUGACCAGCUCAAGUGCAACUUGAAUGUCAUCAACCUGGACCCUGAAAUUAACCCUGAAGGGUUUUGCAUCCUCUUGGACUUCAUGUAUACAUCCCGCCUGAAUUUGAGGGAGAACAAUAUCAUGGCCGUGAUGGCCACAGCGCUGUACCUGCAGAUGGAGCAUGUGGUUGAUACCUGCCGAAGGUUUGUCAAGUCUAGUGAAGCAGAGAUGGUGCCUGCUGUGAAGACCCCAAGGGAAGAGUUUUUGGCCGGACGGAUGCUGAGCCACCCAGAGGUGAUGGCUUAUCGGAGCAGAGAUGUCUCAGAGAAUGGCAUGCCUCUCCAAAAUGGGUCCCUCUGCAAUGGGAGGGCCUUUGCACCUGGCCUGAUCAAUAGUUUGUCUGGAUCCCCCAUUUCCUACCAUGGAUACAGCCCUCUCCCUCUAAAUAGCUUUCUUGUGGAUGAUGAGUUGCGGGAGAUGAGGAUGCCUCUCUCUGAACUCUCGAGGGCAGGUGCCUUCCCCAAGGAAAGGAUCCUGCCAUGCGACAGCUCCAGGACGAUCUCCACCGAGUACAUGAGAACCAUUACCGACAUCUCGGCCAACAUGUGCCACGCUACCAUCUAUGCUCCAAAAGAAGGUGCUGCUGAAGAAGCCAGGAGCGACAUGCACUACAGCGUAGCCUCUGGCCCCAAACCUGUUGUCCCUUCGGUCCGGAGCAAUCCCUAUUUCUCUUGCGACAAAGUGGCCAAAGAGGAGGAGCGGACCUCUUCAGAGGAUGAGAUCAGCCAGCACUUCGAGCCCACCAACACCCCCCUGGACCGCAAGGGACUCAUCAGCCCCCAGAGCCCCCAGAAGUCAGACUGUCAGCCCAACUCACCAACAGAGUCCAGCAGCAGCAAGAAUGCCCGUAUCAGUCAGAGCUCCAGCUCCCUCUUCACUAAGAGCCCCACAGAUCCCAAAGCUUGCAACUGGAAGAAGUACAAGUUCAUCAUCCUCAACUCUCUCAAUCAGAACACAAAGCAAGACAGUACUGACCAGAACGAGAUGGGAACCCUAUCUCCUCGCACCUACAUGCCCAUGUCCACUUGCCAGCAGUCCAUGGAGCCGGAGCAUCUCAAUGUGCAAUCCCCCACCAAGAUAAGUGUGAAUGGAGAAGACUCUACUAUCCCACAAGCGAGCAGACUCAACAAUAUUGUUAACAGGUCCCGGGAUGGGUCCCCUCGGAGCAGUGAAGGGCAGUCCCCGCUGUACAUGCAUUCAUCGAAGUGCAGCUCCUGUGGCUGCCAGUCCCCACAACAUGCUGAGAUGUGCCUUCAUACCCCUGGCUCAAACUUUGGAGAGGAGAUGGGGGAAACCCAGUCUGAAUACUCUGACUCCAGCUGCGAGAACGGGGCCUUCUUCUGCAACGAGUGUGACUGCCGGUUCUCUGAAGAAGCCUCUCUCAAGAGACACUCUCUGCAAGUCCACAGUGACAAGCCCUACAAGUGUGACCGCUGCCAAGCCUCCUUCCGUUACAAGGGGAACCUCGCCAGCCACAAAACCGUCCACACAGGAGAAAAGCCGUACCGCUGCAACAUCUGCGGGGCGCAGUUCAACCGGCCAGCCAACCUGAAAACCCACACACGCAUCCACUCCGGAGAGAAACCCUACAAGUGUGAGACCUGUGGGGCCAGAUUUGUCCAGGUGGCCCACCUCCGUGCUCACGUGCUCAUUCACACCGGGGAGAAGCUGAUGCUGACGUGGUAUCUUGUCGUGAGCGGCUGCGUUGGAAACACUGACGUGCAGCCCAGGCUGGGGAAGGACGUGUCCCCUACAAUCAUGUUUCACACCUUUGGCCUUUUGCCUCUCACCCCACAGUGUGAGAAGUGCAACCUGCAUUUCCGCCACAAAAGCCAGCUGCGGCUUCACCUCCGGCAGAAGCACGGGGCCAUCACCAACACCAAGGUGCAGUACCGCAUCUCAGCAAGUGAGGUGCCUCCGGAGCUCCCCAAGGCCUGCUGAAGGCAGAGGAUUUCCCAGGAGGAGUCUCGGGGAGGGUGGGGAGAAGCUGUCCAAAGGAUAUGCAACA
Messenger RNA from Balearica regulorum gibbericeps (East African grey crowned-crane), 2279 nucleotides. Lineage: Eukaryota; Metazoa; Chordata; Aves; Gruiformes; Gruidae. The record is from RefSeq and is a predicted model, not a curated record.